AUGGCUUGCCAAGUGGUGCAUAGGUCUGCACCCGGGAUCCGAACUGGCGAACCCUGGGCCGCCAAAGUGGAACAUGCGAACUUAAGCGCUGCACCACUGGGCUGGCCCCUCAACUUCUCCUCUUGAGCCCACUCUCCACCCAGGGAUCCAAGCCAGACACCUGGAUGUCCCGUCAGCCCCUCCGUCCCCCUCACUCCCUCACCUCACAUCUAGUCAGUCUCUGUGUCCUCUGAAUUCCCUCUUCAGGAUUUCUGUAGCUGACCUCUGCCGUCUCAUCCUCCCUGAAGCUGCGUUGAUCCAGGUCCUUGUCACCUCUCCCCCAGCCCAGCACAAGCUCCUCCUGUGUUCCUGUGCGUGAGGAACCACGUGUUCUGAAGCCAGGCAGACCGGAGUUAGAAUCCCAGUGCCACCAUUUUAGAAGCUGCGUGACCUUGGACUGAAAGGGACAGGCCCGGGCCUGGGGCCUCACAGAGCAAGGCCUGCUCUGGGAAGAGCACCCAGCUGUCCCUCCCAGGCUGCCCCAGCCCCACUGACAAUGUACGAGAGAGAGGAGGAUAACGAUGAGGAAGCCUGGCUGAAGCUGCGGCCUGUGGAGCCCUUGCCCUCCCAGUGCUGCGGCGGUGGCUGCUCACCCUGUGUGUUCGACCUCUAUCACCGAGAUCUGGCGAGAUGGGAAGCGGCCCGAGCCAGCAAGGACAGGAGCCUGCUGGGUGGAGAGGAGUCACAGAGCUGCCCCUCCCACCUGAGCCCAGAGACCUUCUUGGCCUUCCGCAUCAGUGCCAUGGACAGACUCACUAAGGACACCUGCCGUGUCCGGUUUGCACUGCCCCGGAAUAGCCAGCUUGGCCUGCGGCCAGGCCAGCACCUCAUCCUACGAGGGAUAGUAAAUGACUUAGAAGUUCAGAGAGCUUAUACGCCCAUCAGCCCUGCCAACGCAGAAGGAUACUUUGAAGUUUUAAUCAAGUGCUACCAAACUGGCCUGAUGUCCCAGUAUGUCGAGUCCUGGAGAGCAGGAGACACGGCCUUCUGGCGAGGACCGUUCGGAGGCUUCUUCUAUCAACCAAACCAGUAUGGUGAGCUCCUCAUGCUGGCUGCGGGCACUGGCCUGGCCCCCAUGGUGCCCAUCCUACAGAGCAUCACAGACAAUGCGGACGAUGAGACCUUUGUCACCCUGGUUGGCUGCUUCAAGACCUUUGAGGGCAUCUACCUGAAAACUUUUCUCCAGGAGCAGGCCCGCUUCUGGAACGUCCGCACCUUCUUUGUGCUCAGCCAGGAGAGCUCCCCGGAGCAGCUUCCCUGGAGUUACCGGGAGAAGACCCGCUUUGGCCGCCUGGCUCAGGACCUGAUUGAAGAGCUGGUCAGCUCCUGUCGCAGAAAGCCGUUUGCAUUGGUCUGUGGCUCAGCCGAGUUUACCAAGGACAUGGCCAGCUGCUUGCUGCGUGCCGGCCUGGCCGAGGACUCCUACUUCCUCUUCUAGGUCUGGCCUCCCUUCCAAAGCCACUGGGAAACAGGAAGUUGCACAGACUGGAAUCAGACGAGGUGGAUGGAAGACUGCCCUAACUCACCAGGUGACCUUGGGCGAAUGACUUCACCUCUGCACACCUCCCUUUUGCAUCUACCCUUCGAGGUUACUGACUCCCUCAGGCUGGCAUCUUGUUGUGUGGAGGGAGGAUGGGGCUGCAGAGCCCCAGGGAGGAGAGUAAGCAGCCCAGCAGUCAGGGAGGACUCCCCGGAGGAAGCCAGGUCCAGGCUGAGCCUCAGGAUGAAUAAGAGUUGGCAGGAGAUGGGGCGGGGGGAGCUUUCCUGCUUCCUCAGAUUAGAGGGCUUGUGAGGGGCUCCUGUAGGACCCUGCCCUGUCCUGCCUGUUCCAAAGCCUGGUUCCCUGGAGACUGUGUGUCCCUGCCUCAGGGCCGCCUCAGAGGAAGUGCUCGCUGAGUGUUUAGGAAAUGAGCAUAGAGGCUGAGAGCUCUUUGGAGGAGGAACUUGCCUUAUGUUCUUCUAGUGCUGUGAGCCUGACACAACAGAGGUCGUGGGGCCUGUGACCUGACCGUGUUCUCGGAGUGAGGCAGGGCCCCAGAUUACCUUUAUUUUGGAUUGGCCCCAGGCCUUUCCUGCUGCGGAUGGCUUUGCUCUCCGUCUCCCUUCCCUGGCUCCAGAGCCCAGCCCAGAGUCCUUUCUCCAGUGAAAGAGGCACGGAAGCAAACGGCCCUCCCUCCUGCAGGCAGCCAGCCCAGCCCGCCUUCAGCUCCUGCGCCCUGGCGACGGUUGCCAUGGAGAUCUAAAGAUAGAGCAGGAGUCUGGAGACCUGGGUCCUCUCCCUGCUCUGCCCACUGAGGGCGGCUGAUUCCCAUCCACCCACUCCUCCCCUCCACCCCGCCCCCUCCAUCCAGCAUGGGGCAUGCCCUCCCCUGGGAACCCGGCUCCAGCAGCGGCUGCAGUUAAUGAAUUCUGCUUUUCCCAGCCUGGCCUGCAGUGUGCGGCACCAGCUCAGGCUGGCUUCCGGCAGUCCCAGAACUGGAAUCUCAGAAUCAGAGAACCGUGGAAUCGUAGAGUGAGAAUUUUACAGUCAUAGAACCACAGUCCCCAUCAGAGAUUAAAUUCAGGCCUCCAAAAAGCGUCCAGUCUCCCAGGCUGUGUCAUUAUAUCCAGGGGGAAACCAAGGCCAGUGAGGCUACGUGACCUGCCCAAGGUAAAAUAGUUCAUGGCAAGGCCGGCUCUAGAAGCCAGGUCUCCCAGUGUCAGCCCUGUGCUCAGAGUUCUGGGCUCCCAGGAGACCAGGGUUCCUGGCAUGGCAGCAGUGAAGGGAUGGCCAGAUGGGAUUUCCAAGCCCUCCUUCAAUCAGAGCAGUUCUGUUUUUGGUGUUUUUUUUAAAGUAAGAGACUUUAUUUUUAUUUUUUUGGUGAGGAAGAUUGGCCCUGAGGUAACAUCUGUGCCAAUCCUCCUCUACUUUAUAUGUGGGACGCCUGCCACAGCAUGGCUUGAUGAGUGGGUUGUAGGUCUGCACCUGGGAUAUGAACCCCGAGAUGCCAAAGCAGAGCACUCAAACUUACCCACUACGCCACCAGGCUGACCCCAGAGCAGUUCUGUUUUUAUCCCAUUUAUAUCUUGGGUCUUGGAGUCAUUUUCAUUUGUGAAAAAGAGUUUUCCUACACUGCCCAAAAAGUUACAACAAAUCUCCUUGCUGUGCUCUGUUCAAUAACUAACCAUGACAAGCAGUUGGGGGUUGGUGCCAAAGGUUUCCAACCCAGUUCCACAGGCGGAAUUCCACGGUACAUAGCUGUGGGGAAUACCGCAUGCACCUUCACCAAGAACCAGACAUGUGAGCGUAUUAAAGGCUCUGAAAAGGCAGGUGGAAAAGAAACUUUUUUUCAUUUUGUUUAACCCAGUUUCCCGAGCUUGUUUGACUAGAGAACAUUUUUACCCUCUAGAAUCUUUUGAGACCAGUGUUGCGUGGAAUACGCUUUGGGAACGCUGGUCUGUGGCUCAGCCUCUUCAGCACAGUGUAACGCGUGGGAGGCCCCGCACUCCGCGUCAGAGUCCCAGGCAGGAUCGGGGGUCUCUUACUGCCUCACCUGUGACGUGGGCAAGACCCUUUUCCUCUCUCAGGGCCUCUGAACUCUGCGCACCUUCCUCUGCCCUUUCCUCUCCCUCGGCACAUCCUGUUGGUUCUACUCGGAUACUCCUGGAGGGCCUGUUCCGAGCCAGGCUCUGUUCUAGGCACCAAGGAAACACAAUGACCAAGGCAGGUGCAGUUCUAGUAAACUCCGUCGGGGAGCUUCCAGCCGACAAGGAGGGCAGAAAUUAACCCUGUGAUUCUGAAAGGGGUGAGUGCCCUGAAAGGGGAAGUGCGGAGCGCUGGAGAGGGGCUGAGGGCCGGGCCACGCUACUCACUGAGUCAGUGGCGGGGGUCUGGGGCAGUUCUGGUAUUUGUCUUUGUCCCGUUUUAGAUGUUCGAUGUCUGGAUAUUAGACCAGGCCACGCAGUGAUAACCAGCAGCCCCUCCUGUCCUAGAAUGCGUCUCCCUCUCCUUCCCCUGCUGCCUGUGGGGUCUGUGCAGUCUGGAUUCUGGGGGGGUCUCUUAUCAUGGCACAGCGGGGAGGACCCAGCCGUGCCCUUGACACCGAGAUGCCAAAAGGGCUCAUAUCACCCGGAAACUUGGGAGCUCGUGUUGGGUCCUCUGCCUCCCAAGAAGAUAAGGGAGCCCGGGAGGAGACCUGGCUGGGAUGCAUGAGGAUGGAGCUCUGUGAACUGGGGGUGAGGUUCCCGGCAGCUGGCCCCUCCCAUCUCUCCUGAUGAUGCCCCCGCCACGUGUCGCGGGAGGUGUGCGUCAGAAACCACGGCUGCCUUAGUUCAGUCCUCCCCGUGUUUGGCCUGCACCACCUCGGCAUUCCCCUCAUUGGUCUCCGGUCUCCAGCCUCUCCUCCCACACCCCCUUCCCUACUGCAGCCGGACCAAUUUUUUUAAAUUGUGGUAAUAACAUGAGAUCUACCCUCUUAACAAAUUUUUAAGUGUACAAUACAUUGUUAUUGACUGUAGGUACAGUGUUCAGUACAGCAGAUCUCCAGAGCUUGUUCAGGCCGCUUUUUCUAACAUGCAGAUCUGGCUGUCACUCCCUUUCUUAAAAUCCUUCAAUGGCUCCCUCUUGCCCUCAGCUGUGUUUGCCUCUGCAGACUUUAUGUUACUGCCCUCUUGCCCCCAACUCUUUCUCCCAAGCGUGUUCCUUUGUGUCGGUCAGUCCCUUCACAUCUGCUGCCCCUCUGCCUGGGCCAGCCUCCCACCCACCAUCCUCCGCUGGCCUUUGCUUCCUUGUCUUUCUAGGGUGUAGCUCAGCGGCCCCUCCUUGCUGGCCUCUGCCACCCCAGGCUAGAUUAGUGGGCAGAUUCUUGUGCAUUCUUCUGUGGCUGCACCUCUCAGACCAUCUCAUUUGUAUGUGAGCACAUCCUGGGCCCACAAUGGGGCCUGUUCAUUGUGUCCCCAGCGUGGGAGGGUACUCAGCACGUCCUGAAUGUCACAUACCUGAAUAAUAAACAACUAAGAAUCAUGGAGCACUUUACAGGUUGCAAAAUGCUCUUCAGCUGCUUUGAAGCACAUAACUGUCACCAAAAUGCAUUCUAUUUUAUUACCCCGACUUACUGAUGAGGAAACUAAGCUUCCGAGACAUUGAGCAAUUCUCCCAGGUCAUGUAGGGGUACACAGAUUCCAACAUGCUGCAAUUGUGAUGAAGGUCGUAUGUGACACAUGCGUGCACCAGAUGUGUAUGAAGAUUUUCAUUGCUGCACUCUUUGAAACAGCAGAGAUUAAAAACUACCUACAUGUCCAUCGAUAAGAGAAUAGAGAAAUAAACGUUCUGUAUUCAUACAGUGGAAUACCAUACGGCAGUUAAAGUGGAUGAGCCAGGUCUACGUGUCAGGACAGACUAAAUCCAAAACAGAUGAUAAUUGAGUGAAAAGCAAAUUGUAAAAGGAAAGGUACAGUGAGCUAUCAAUAUUUGGAAAGUUUAAAACACAAAAUAAUGCCGCAUGCUCAGGAAGGAAGUCCACAAACUUCAAGGACAGUGGUGACCUUUGGGGAUAGAGGAAAAGGAAGAAGAUGGGGUGGGGUGGUGGGCUUUUUUAUCUGUGUCACUUUAUUAUAAAAACAUUUGAUAUGAAUAUGGCAAAAUCUGAACAUCCCUGAUGUCUGCUUUGUUAUGUUCUACCGUUUUUGUGUUUGAAAUAAUUCCGUAAAGUUUUUUUUAAAAAAGAUUAGAUAUGCCUGGUCAAUGCACUUUAGAAACUAGAGGUGUAAAAACAUUCGUUCCCUCUCUCCCACCUCAGGAUAGCUGUGCUCUUUGAUGCCUCCAAGCUUUUCCAUUUGAAACUGUCGUCACGUGCUGUGUAAUGACAUUUUGGUCAACGAUGGACUGCAUCUAUGACGGUGAUCCCAUAAGAUUAGUACCACACGGGUUAGGUGUGCAGCCUACUGUACCGCAGAGGUUUGCAUAAGGACACUCUAGCAUGUCCACACAACGACGAAAUUGCCUAAGGAUGCGUUUCUGAGAACGUGUCCCCCGUCAUUAAGCGACAUGUAACUGUGUUGUGAGCACCUACUGUGUACCCUGGUCUAGAGAAA
Molecule: messenger RNA, 6111 nt
Organism: Equus quagga
Lineage: Eukaryota; Metazoa; Chordata; Mammalia; Perissodactyla; Equidae
Gene: CYB5R5
Product: NADH-cytochrome b5 reductase-like
Exons: 7
Coding region: 536-1477 (313 amino acids)
Molecular function (GO): oxidoreductase activity
Source: RefSeq, a predicted model, not a curated record